UUGCAGGCACAAUGGUAAGAAUCUUUCAACGUGCUAUUUCUGGUAACACUGGUAAAAAUUGUGUAUACAAUUACAAUAUGAAGUUAGUUAAACAUUGAGCAAUAUGACCAGUACUUUUGACGUCUUGGAUUACGAGUAUGUUGUCCUAAAGAUAAAUGGAUAUGAUAUUAGUAAUUUAUCAAGAUGUGAAGCGGUUCAAAUGUUCCUUCAGGCUAAAGAAACCAUUGUGGUUGAAAUAUGCCGGCAAAAGAAUAAUGCCUUAGAAAAAAAUGUUAAUUUAUCAGGAGCUGAAAAUAUUCUAAAAAUAUUACCAGCUGAGGAACGUCAAAAUGUGAAUACAAACUUCAUAAGUAGAUCUCCAACUGAAUCUUCAUCUAUAACCUGUGCCUCUAAAAAUGUCAAUUUAAAUCCAAUUAUGGACGCUGAGCGUGCCCAAGAAGAAAAGAAAAAACAGCAAAUUAUUUUAACUUUCCGUGAUUUGAGCAUUAACGAAACUUCAGUUUGUCCCUCGGUUUUUUUUGCUUCUAAAGAAACACAAACGUAUGAUAACGAUACUUCAUCAAAAGGUGAUUUAGAACGAACCAUAACUGAUCAUUUAAUUGAACAAGAACACAAUUUAUUUGAACAAUGCCUGGAACCAGAAAUUGAUAUUGAGGAAAUAACUCUCAAUAAGCCAAUGGAUGUUGCAUCUUCGGGACAAAUAGGACUACAUGUUUGUUCCACAGGCUUUUCAUCGUCUAACAUUAAUCAGGAAAAGGACGAUUUUUUUUCCACAGAAUCAGAUAUUUUUGAAGAUGUAUUUAUCUGUGGUAUAAAAUCAGAUAGUAUUGCCCAUCGAGAUGGACGACUUCGAAAGGGUGACCAGAUACUUCGUAUUAAUGGUAUAGAUGUAAGAAGCAAGGAAGAUGCAGAAAGAUAUAUAGCGGAAAAAAAGUCAACGGUGACGCUUCUAGUUAGCCGAAUAUUAUACGCAGAAGAUGACGAAGAUGACAUUGAGAGUAACUUUGAGUACGACAACAGUUUCCUGAGCGACGACUACAAAAAUGUCGUGGAUAAAUUGGAUAAAGUCCUACUUAGCCAAGUUAAAUCUAAAAACACUUUAUCCAAUAAUCAACCUGUGCCCCACUCAAAAUGUCUAGACUUAGAAAAAAAAAAAAAUGCUGAUGAAAAUAUCAAGUUUUCAAAUAACUCAAGACCUGUUUCAAACAAAAAAAAAUAUUUUAAUCGAUCUACAAAUAAAAAUCAAGGAAAUCUUUCAUAUGAAUACGAUGAAAAUGAGCAUAUAUAUGAAACCAUUCCAGAGGAUUUUGAAUCUGAACCUCUUUAUUGUUCACCUUAUCAAAGUUCGAACUACAUGAUGGCAGUGGGUUCUUGCUCACCUGCAACAAUAACGGCACCGAUCGAAAUAGAAACAGAUGUUUUGAAAACAGCAAUGCAACAACAAACUCAACGUGUCGCCCAAUGGCUGGGCUUAAAAUCGCAAUGUUCUAAGCCUAUACAAAAUGUUGAUCAACCAAAAGCAACAACAUCAGGUCAGCUUCCCGAAUGCAAUCGUAUUUUCACAUUACGGAGCACAAUGACUUGUACAAGUCGAUCAAGCAGUAGUGGAGUCGUAUAUAGCUUAAAUCGCCCAAGUAAUAUUCCUUACGAAAAAGUUGAUAAUUGCUUAAGCGCUUACAGCACUUCAGACUCAUACAAUCGUGCGCCGCCUUACAUAAACACAUUGAAUGCUGUUGAUGAAACCAUCUUGAACUCUAAACUCGAUGAUAUUGAUCAUGCCGUCGACUCUGCAGUUUCCCAAAGUGCGGCUUUUCUUACAUCUCCUUUAAGUAGUAUGUUACUUUUACCGUUUGGAAAAUCAGGACGCAUUGGGCUUUGUUCUGCUAACUUGGACACAGCUUAUAUCACCGAAACCCACAGCAAAACCUGCAAAGAAGAGGACGUAAAUAUCCCUAAAUCAGAUGAAAAAGUAAUAAAUAUAAAACAAAUAGAAGAAAGUCACUGUCGGCAGUUCAAUGCACCAAAUUUAAGUCGCUAUCACUUUGUAAGUAGCCAAGAGGUUGCGAACAAAGUCCAAGAUACUAUAAGUUCAACCAAUGCGCCUGAACUAAUUAAACUAAAAGAUGGGGACGAAAAAUCUAUGGUUUGGAAAGUUAAGCGACGUGCAGAUGGAUCUCGAUACAUUGUAAAACGACCGGUGCGUAAUCGUACACUUCAAAAAAAUAUUCGAGGAUGUGAGCUAGCUACUGAAGAGGAAACAAUCUCAGAAGUUAAAAUUGGUCGUUAUUGGACAAAGGAUGAAAGGAGAAGACAUAUAGAGCGGGCCCGAGACCGACGACAUCAUCAAACAUAGCUACAAUAAAAACAACAAAUAUGUUUUCCUAUAUAACCUAAGUACUACAUUAUAUAGCUUUAAUUAGUAAUAAAUACGUAGCAUUUAUAUUUGUUUUUAUAAU
Messenger RNA from Drosophila bipectinata, 2456 nucleotides. It is a transcript of the gene Slip1, whose product is annotated as SLo interacting protein 1. The record is from RefSeq and is a predicted model, not a curated record. Gene Ontology annotation, molecular function: protein binding. Lineage: Eukaryota; Metazoa; Arthropoda; Insecta; Diptera; Drosophilidae.